UUUUGAAAUCAAAGGUCACAUGUACACAAUAGAGACUUCGGAGUGAAAAAAAUUUUAUCAAAACAAAUAAAAUACAAAUAACAAUGCCCUGCUGUAUGGGAGAAUUCACAAUUUAAUAUGUUCUGUCUGUCUCACGGCAAUUAUUUGAGAAUAAUUUGCGUAAAACAAAAAAAAAUAAUAAAAAAAAAUAAAGUCACUUAAGUAAGCUUAAAAAGCUUUGCACGCAAACGAAAAUAAAUCAUAAAAACUCUUCGCUAUCAUAUUGCUACUACUGUCAUAAAUAAUUGAAAUUUAUGAAAUUACUUAUCACGCUCAAACUCCUCGCUCAACUCGCCACACAGAGCCUUCGAUUGUAAACUAAAUAUUUAGUCGUAAAGCGCUGAAAGCCAAAAUUCUCGGUUGUAUUUUUGACGGUUGUUUUAUGCUCAACAAACAAACACGCACUCCAAUAGUUAGAUGUGUCAAUAUUUAAGGCGUUGGAAAGAACCUUCAACUCGACGAUUUAACGAAAGCGCUCUACUUUCUUAGUUCUUAUUGGCAAUUUGUUUUUAUGCUGGCUUCUGUGUGACCUUUUAACAUAUUUUAUUCUACAUACAUACAAACUUUAAUUGCGCGGAAUUUAAUUUGUGCCUACAUACACCAAGAACAACUGACAUACUACAUACAUACAUACAUAUAUAAUUACAAUUAAUCGUAGUUAAUUAUAUAAGAUGUGCUUUCGCGGCAUCUAUGAAUGCCUGUUCGGCUGUUGUAAGUCAAGAAAUGCACCUGGUCUAAAUGAGAGCUCCUUCUAUGACUAUGUGGAACCGCUGCCUGUAUAUCAAAAUGAAAAAAUCGGCACUUUGAAGGAGGGCAUCAGCUUUACAAUAACCGGAAAAAUUCUGCUAAAUUGCGAGCGGUUUUCAAUCAAUUUCGUCAUCGAGAAUGCAACACGCGAUGUUGCGCUGCACAUCAAUCCACGCCUGCCACAAAACUAUAUUGUACGCAAUACGAAGGUGAAAGGCGUAUGGGGCAGGGAAGAAGUCUCAUCAGCACUGCCAUUCUCGCUGCAUCGUGGCUGCCGUUUCGGCAUGCAGAUCUUCAUAACAGAUAGCGACUAUUUGAUCUCCGUGAAUGGCAUACAUUUUGCCAAAUAUGCACACCGUCUGCCCUACACGUCAGUGUCGACUAUCGAGGUGAAAGGCGAUGUGGAAGAUGUCAGCAUGGAACGCGCCGAUGUGGAGUUCUAUCCCGAACAUAUACCGGGCGUUGAUCCCAAAGAAAUAAGUAUGGCACUGGACAUUUUCCAUGACAAGCCAAAUGGUGAUAAGACAGCGUUAAUACCAUGAGAAGUGGAUGGCUCGAAUUUAGACUGGGCGCCACUGGGUAUUAAAAGUUCGAUUGCCUUAAUGAAAAAUAUCGCCUGUGGCAUACCGCUUCCAUACUAUGGGCUAUUGCCGCCCGAUUCGCUAAAAGUGGGGCGUUGCUUACAAAUUGUGGGCCGUGUUAAAUUGCUGCCACAAUCGUUUUACAUUAAUCUACAAAAGGGCCAACACUACUGGCCUCAUCCGAUUAUCGCAUUUCAUUUUAAUCCACGUUUCUCGAAGCAGAGUGGUGCAAUUGGCAAGGCGAUUGUAUGAAAUGCUUGGUUCAAUGGCGCGUGGGCAGAGGAGGAACGCUCCGAAUUGGAUACAGAUUUUCGGCCUGGUAAAACUUUUCGCUUGGCCAUUGUGUGUGCGGAAAAUGGAUUUGAGGUUUACUUGAAUGAUAAACUAAUAACUGAUUUUAGAUAUCGUAUCAAACCGGAUAUUGUCGAUACGGUGUAUAUACAGGGUGAUAUCAAAUUGCGCAGCGUUGUGCUGCUUAGUAAUUUAUCGCCAAAAGGCACAAGACGCAUUUAUACAAAUCCGCUCUUCAGAUAUAACUAAUCGGUGUUGGGGGACGGGAAGGAAAUCAAGUGUAGAUUCCAGCGCUGCUCGCUGUUCACAGACCCCGAAAGCAUUUGAAAACGUUUAAAGGACUCGGAGAGCGAGGCGAAACUAUAGGCUUAUUAAAUAUGGAUGGAUAUGCGAAUAGAUUUUAUAAUUCUUUAAUUAUUUAGCUUUACUUAUAUAUUUCAUAUACAUUUUCUGUAAAGUUCAUUUUAAGACCAAAAAAAAUCCAAGACAUUCAAUCAAAGAUUAGUACCUAUUUACAUACAUUAUUACAAUAUUAAUUUAAUAAAAAAAAAAAACUUUUACUAAGACACAAAUUGUUAAAUUUUUAUGAAGCUUGUUUCGAAUAAAGAAUGUGUUCUUUAAACAUUAUUAUGUUAUUAAUAUAUGUAUGUAUGUAUUAACAUUGGAAAAAGUAUAGAGAUAAAUAAAUGUCUACUAAUAAGUACGUACUGUAUUUUCAAAAGCUUAAUUCGCUACAAAAUUAAUUUUUCUCUGACAAUAAUUAAAUUAGGCAUCGAAAGUGUCAGUUGGUGAAUAAUUCGGAUGGUUGCAUACAUACAAACAUCAUCAUCGUAUAUAUAAAUAGAAACCUAUAUAAAUUUUAUAUAUUCGAUAUGAUAAACAUAUGUAUGUCUGUAUGUAGGAAAUUCCCCAAAAUUAACUUAUGGAUUUGUGAUUUUUUUUAGUUAAAAAUAAACUUAAAAAAGAAGUAAUAGCCAAAGUUCGUCCAAUAAAAACUUGAAUUCGUAAAUCUUGUAUGUUAACCCAAAAAAAUCGGUACGUAGAUACAGCUGUUGUAUGUAUUUCUUACUGACAUGUAGUCUCUAACAAACGUGCUAUACUCAUAUAUUAAUACCAUUUAAUAAAUAAAUAACCGUUGCCUUUGAAAUUUGUCGAAGUUGGAACUACUUGUUAUUUGUCUAUACAUACUAAGCUUCGUUUAUAGAAAAUUGUAUGCCAAAAAUUAAACCACAUUAUAAGUAGCUGAAAAAAAUGUUUAAUCUGACAUAUUACCGAAUAAUAUACACAUGUAUAUUCGUAUAUUUUAUGAGCACCUUAUUGUUAUUUUAUGUAUUUGUAAACAAUACUUUGACCUUUUAAUGCUAUAAAAUAUUAAAAUGGAAUAAAAAAU
This is a messenger RNA of Rhagoletis zephyria (snowberry fruit fly), 3048 nucleotides long. Its product is annotated as galectin-8-like. Lineage: Eukaryota; Metazoa; Arthropoda; Insecta; Diptera; Tephritidae. Gene Ontology annotation, molecular function: galactoside binding; carbohydrate binding. The record is from RefSeq and is a predicted model, not a curated record.